GUCCAGGGUCCAAGUACUGAGGUCCAAUAUUGACGCUGGUUCCAGUUGGGAGGGAUAGAAAGCCUUUAGACCAAGUUGGAUGAGAACUUCAGCCUUGUUCUUCGGGGGCUCUGGUUUGAAUGAAGCACAAAAGUGUCCCUUUGUCUUCAUUGUGGAGAGCAAGCUCAGGGCAUAAGGAGUAUCUAUCGUAGGGAACGCUCAAGUGGGCAGGAUGUUGAUCACCAUGCUAACGGCCAUGUACGUGAUGGUCCGAGUCGUGCAAUCGAUAGGAGACCACUUUGGUCACCAGCAGGAGCCUCUGCCAUACAUGGUGUCCCAGCCUUUGCCCUGGCAGGUGCAUUCCGUGUCACACAGCCGCAGAAGCAGCAAAGCAGAGGAGCUGGAUGGCUUCAGAAGGAACAGCAUGGGUGUGUACAGAAAGUACUCCAACGCCAGUAACGGCACGUGCUGCAGUGAAGUGCUAGGGCCGCCCCCCCUCAGCCCCGUGGACAAGGCCGCGGCCACCAUCCAGACUCACUUCAGGAAGUUUCAGCAGAAGAAGUUAAAGAAUGGCAAAUAGAUCACUUGGACUUGUUUGGAAGUGCAACAUGCUGUUAGAGCCCCUUCUAGUGGCCAAUAUAAAAAUCACCAAUGUGUUUAACUGCGUUUCAUCUUCAAGGAAUCUUGAUUUAUUUAGGUACAAUACAAGCUAAUGAGAUCCAACAAAAACACUGUAAAAAAUGAGUCUGCCUUUACAAUUUUUUUCCAAUGAAUUAUUAUUAAUCAUUCAUAAUAAUGUAAUAUAUAAUUCAUUAAUUUACUGUUUUUUAAUUCAUUUAUUUAACAACGUUUAUGUAGUUUACAAAAGGCCACAUUAAUAUUUAAGCACCUUAUUUAGAGGGAUGGAACAUGGAGUUUUGAGUUUUUCCUUGCCCUCCUGGGAGUUCAAGAUCAGGGGAUGUUUGAGAAUAUUUGUUAUUUUUCAUACGUCACCUAAAUGUUGAACAGAGGCUGUGAUGUACCGAAGUCAAAUUCCUUGUUUGGCAUGCUCAGACAUGGCGAAUAAAAAUUCUUGAAUGAAGAGACAGAAUAUUUUUAUAUUUUGUAUAGAUUUUUUUUAAAUGUAUAAUUACGUUUCAAAGAAUAGAGUAUAGAUAAUAGAAGGCAGACAUUCUUGUUAUUUGUAUUUUUUUAAUAGAUUAUUGUUCCCUUUAAUUUCUGAUAAAAAUUGAGACAUCUCAUAACUCAUAACAAGUCAUAUGUUGAUGUAUGAAUAUGAAGUAAUGAUUUAUAUGUUCAUGGUGACAAAAUAAAUGGAGGAUAAUGACAUA
Syngnathus typhle (broad-nosed pipefish) is the source of this 1310-nucleotide messenger RNA. RefSeq lists its product as uncharacterized. NCBI's taxonomy places the organism in Eukaryota, Metazoa, Chordata, Actinopteri, Syngnathiformes, Syngnathidae. The transcript has 5 exons. The record is from RefSeq and is a predicted model, not a curated record. Bases 212 to 559 code for a protein of 115 amino acids.